GUAUCUGCCCCUUGGCUUGUUGACGUGAAAACUAACGCGCACUUCGUCGCCUGCCCUCAUCCGGGCAGGUUAUUCGUUGGAUUUUUCGCUGCUUUGGCCGUUUGUAUUGCUGCGGCUGCUGCUGCUGCGGGAUUCGUUCAGCAGCUGCAGUUUAGCGGCGGAUCUCAGCUCAGAAAGAGCCGCGUCAGAGAGGGAGCGGAGAGGAGGUCCGGGACGGAUGUGGAUGUGUGACAUCACGUCGCGCAGAUUCAGCGCUAAAACCGCCGCUGCUACUACGACUAGCGCCUAUUCGAGACGGAUUCCCCGCCAAGAAGAAGACAGUUCUAAUGGGGGCAAAUUCUAAAACGAGACGAGAAAAACAAAGAUUAACACAUUUGCCAGAGCAGGAUCGGAGUGAUUAGACGUGUGACGCUAUUUCGACUGAGCCAGCUGAUUGGAUCCGAGGCGCGGGCUAUCAGUGCGCUAAUAUUGAAGGUCUUACCAGUGCUUCUUCGGGACUGACGUAAUUGUGUUUUGAUUAGAGCUUGUGUAAUUCGCAGGAAGAGAGAUACAGACAGAAAAGAUUGCUUGAAUUUUAUCGCAUCUACCCAAGAGCAGCGCGUCUUUGGUGCCUUAUCUUGAAAAGGAUUCAGUUUCGCGUUAAGCUUACGCUUGCUGCAAAAGUGACGACACGGAGCACACAAUUAGUCUAUCUGUGACACCUAAGGAUUUGCAAUAACGCAACAAAAAUGUACCAGCGAAGCCUUGAAGUACGAUCACCUCGUCCCUCGAGUCGUCGUCCCAGCCGAGCCGAAGGUACGGUCGCCGGUGAAAUCAGAUGCUCACAGCAGUCCAUCCUCAAUUCCAUGGAACGUUUCGUUAAAUCGAUAUCCAACAUGGACUCAACGGUUCUUGUGCCUAGUCGAUUGCGUGAUCUGGAUGCCACUGCCGGCAAGGUCACACCGCCAGCCGCCGUACGUUCCGGAGAUUUGCAUUCGCUUUUUACGAUGCUUCACGAUGUCAAAAAAGAGCUUCUCUGGUGUGCUCCUGGCAGUUCGCAAAAUUCUAAUCUUCAUCUCCUCAGCGGGUCUCGUGAUACGGGAUCGUACAAAGUUCAACAUGACUUCCACCAUUAUUCGCACGGUUCCAGCCUAAGGGUACCAUCCAUAACCCCGCUGCAGGGGUCUCAUCAACUGCAUCUUAGCACCGGUUCUGUGGCUUCAGCUAUCUCAGACGGAGAUACUGAUUCGGAGUCGUUGUGCGACUUCGUCGAGAAUGAUUACGGAGUACAGCUGGCCAGCACAUUCCGUCUGCAUCUUCAAGGGCUCCAUUCGAUUUUACAUCAGUUGGCCGAAUCUGCCGAUUUCUUGUCUGAACGUUACCUCGAAGACAUCGAACCAACAAUUUGACUUUACUUAAAUGAUAUUCUUGUGUCACAGAAAUUUUGCUGACAGUAUGUAGAACCGUAAGAAGUGUAUGUCUGUAAUUAGCAUCUGUUGGGCGGUAGGACGGUUAGCGUGAUUUCACUGUCAUUGCAGUGUAUAGUCGUGCCCCUGACUUGAUUAGAGUAAAUGAAACCAUGAUUUCUGUGUAGAUUUCCCUAAAACGAUGAGAACAUUGACUGAUUUCGCGUCACAACGUGAGUCGUCAUAUUGGUCGCAUCCGACAUUCUACGUACUGGUAUAAUAUAUAGUGUUUAACAGAAUAUUUAGCUCAAACGGUAAUUAGCUAUGCGAGAGUUGAUCAACAAGUCAGUUUUUCCUGCUAACAAAAAGGACCAGCUGUUUGUUUGAUAAUCAAAACAGGCUCCAGCAGACUUUCUAGCUAAAAGGUUUAGGUCUUAAUACUGCUACGAAACUUCGGUAGGUACCGAAUCGCUCAUAACCAAGAAACUAUAUAUAAGUCAAUUUAAUGAACUAGCUAAUUGUCAAGGGACUUUUACUAUGCAUUUGAAGGAAAACAGACAUCUUCUGUCCCGUGGGAGGAAAUGGCUUUGAUUGUGCAAAGACGCAAGCAUGUUUUACAGACCUCUAUCAGAAAGCAUCGGAAAUUAUUCAGGGUAUUUCUACAAGAAGAAGGUAAAUAGAACUAUGAAAACAGACCAACUAAAUGGGACCAACUCUGAGACAGCCAGAACACAGAAUGUUUUUCAUUAUGAGUCAAUAGAAUAGAGAGAAAGCCCUUGUACGUUAACGCUCGGUUUACCCUUAUUAAUUUUCUUAAUUAUGCACCGAUUUUACAGACUCUACAGUCGACGACCAAAGCAGCAAAGCUAGAAAAACGGCGAACAACUUUCUAUGCCUUUCAACGAAUGCACAAAAUUACCUUUUUGUACUUAUAUAUAUAUAUAUAUAUAUAUAUGGGGCCUGCACAUUUAGAAAGUGGUAUAUAUCUGAUAUUGACGCAAUAAAUUAGAUUUUGUUGGUAGAAGUAA
Molecule: messenger RNA, 2413 nt
Organism: Varroa destructor (honeybee mite)
Lineage: Eukaryota; Metazoa; Arthropoda; Arachnida; Mesostigmata; Varroidae
Product: mid1-interacting protein 1-B-like
Biological process (GO): regulation of lipid biosynthetic process
Cellular component (GO): cytosol
Source: RefSeq, a predicted model, not a curated record